Glossina fuscipes is the source of this 3825-nucleotide messenger RNA. RefSeq names its product centromere protein J (gene Sas-4). The transcript has 2 exons. Gene Ontology annotation, cellular component: centrosome; nucleus; centriole. The record is from RefSeq and is a predicted model, not a curated record. Lineage: Eukaryota; Metazoa; Arthropoda; Insecta; Diptera; Glossinidae. The coding region runs from base 266 to 3559 and encodes 1097 amino acids. Gene Ontology annotation, molecular function: tubulin binding. Gene Ontology annotation, biological process: cilium assembly; centriole elongation.
GUUUUCUUGUGACAUCAUAAGAUGCUGUCAGAAAAUAUUUGUUUUAUAUAAGUAAGCAAUGAAAAUUUCUACUUUACUUUAUAAAUGGAUAGGUUUAAGGCUAACUUAUAUUCAGCACCCUUUGUUUAUUCUGCCAACGUUUGUUGACAUGUAAAAUAAUUUUUUGUAAUUUUACUUCAGAGUAGCGCAAAAUUUUGAAUUUAUAACUAAAAGGUUUUUACUUUUACUUUUAAAAAGAAAAAUUAUUUAAAAUUAAAUGUGAAAUAUGUUACAAAAUAAAACGUCGAGUGCACCUACUUUUGCAAAGACCACAACGAUGGCGACACAGAAUGAAAAGCAAUGUAAUAUUGUAAAACGCUUAGAGGAAUUAAAUAAAUGGCAAGAAGAGCAGAAGCGUUUAUUAGAAGAGCGGCAGAAUCGACAACGGCAAAUUUUGGGUAUCGAGCAACAGACAAUGUAUGAGAUGCUGGGAUUAUGUGGCGAGAAUACUGCCGGAGACCCGCUAGAUAAUCGGAAUUCAAAAGAGGAACUUCAGCAGAAACAACAUAAACAACAAAAUAGCCAAGAAUCAAUGGAAAACAGACCGAUAAAAGAAGAUGCAGACUCUGCUGACUAUGAAGACGUCGAAGAUUUCAUUGGAGAGUAUACGGAGGAAGAUUUUGAGGAAUGUAAAGAUGUAUUGGAAACGGAAGACAAACUACCUGAUAUAAAUUCCCUAAAUUAUAUGAAUCCUGCUUACGCUAAUGCUUUUAAAGAACCAUUUAAAGCUAAAAAACCUUAUCUUAAAAGAGGCGAAGGCUUGAAACAAAGAUUCAAAAUAGACCCUAACGAACUCAGAUUAAAUAAUUUACCACGAUACAAAUAUGCCAAUGCUCAUCCUCAUUUCACAACGAAACCUAUACCCAAAAGACGUCCUGGUGUGGCACAGAACGAUCUCGUUAAACAUAAAAAAUCGGAAAAUGAAUGCAUAAUUCCACAUGUCCAGCCGCCGCCAUUAGAAGCUAAUGAACAACGUUUUCAGCAGAUAUUAUUAACUUCCAAAAAUACUUGUAACUCGACUCCAGAUCCCAAGUCUACAUUAACGAAUAAUAGUGAAAGUCCCCAAAGAGCUAGGUCAUCUUCAUCGCCAGGUAGAGUUCGAUUUUCCGAUGCCAACAAUGCGGCUGUGCCGAAACUUCGAGAAUAUCCCCCAAAUGAGGGACCAACUCCGCAAGGAACAUCUGUCGCCUGGUGUCAAAUUUUAGAUCCGAAACAAGUGCAACCAAUAACGGUGAGAAGGAGUGGUGUCCAGGCUUCCUCACCCCAACCGGAAAUUGAUAUUUUCGAUUUGAUACAACGAAAAGCUCAAAGUGGCGCCGAUAUGAACUCAUCUGCCGUACAGAAUUAUAUGCAACGAUGCCUUUAUGAAAACUGCAACGGCUUUGCAGACGGGAAGCAACAAAUCUCUUCAACGACAGAUUUAAAAACUAAACGUCUACAGCCUUUAGUAGUGCCAGAUGCUAUAGCACCUGAAGUCUCCAGCGUUGAUGAAAUCGAAGACGAAUGCGAAACGGAAACUGAAGCUGAGAAUGAAACGGACAAUUCUCUCGAUAACGAUGGAGGUAACAACAACAAAUGCUUAGAAUCGAAUGAUUAUUCCAAUAUUACGCCGUCGCCGUCGCCUGAGGUUCGAGUACGUUUUACUGAUUCAAACGACACGCGUGAGUAUGAUAAAACGGAAAAUAACCAUUUGAUUGGUAACAAAGACGACUCCCAUGAUGAGUUCUUUCAACAAUUCAAAAACGCAUUAUUUGCUGCCCUUCAAUUAAAAGCUGAUAAUCCAAAUGAUACGAAUAGCACACCUAGUACUACUACUUUAACACCGAAAGAUUCGGAUUUGAUACACGCGGCUAUACAGAAGGCAACAGCGGAAUUGCAGGAAAAAACCGAUUUAAUUAAGCUACGACUAUGCGAGUUGGAACGAGAGAUUAACACUUUUAAGGAGAAUAAUGUACAGUUAAUGAAAAUCAAGCAAGAACAUGAGCUGGAGAAAAAUCUCCAAGCGCAAGAACAUCUGGAAGCUAUGGGUCGAUUGAAAGAUGAAAAAAUCCAAAUUGAAAUCCGUUUGCAUGAAGAACGCAUGAAAUUGGAAGAGGAAAGACGUAAGCUUGAGCAACAAUAUCGUUCGAAGACGCAAGCAUUUAUGGCGAAAGAGCGUAAAGAAGUGGAAAAGCUAAGGGAACAACUUGUCCAAAUAGAAACACAGCUUAAAGGCAAAGAACAUACACAUAUGGCUGCGCAGGCUAGACUGCGGUCUCAGAUGCGUAAUACGGAGAGAGAUCAGAAAAAAUUGCACGAAGAAAUCGAACGUUUAACAAAAGAAAACAAACGUUUGGAAGGUGAAAAUCUGCGCAUAAGCAGAGAACAAAAUAAUAAACUAUUGCAGGAAAUUAAUCGUAAUAUUGCCAGAUUAGCUUCGCCUAAAGCGGUUCUGGAAAACAAUAAAGGACGAUUAACUCCUCGCAAAAGUGUUUCAAAAACCAUAGUAACAGCGGCUGUGGUAAAUCGCUUGCAAAGGCAAUCUGCAAUGGGAUAUUUUCAGGCACCUAAGAAAUCCAAAGCAGGUAAUCGAAGUUCAAAAAAUGGUGAUAAACAUAAUAAAAUGAGUUUGACAUCGGGUGCCGAAACGGAAACUACGCCAGAUACUAGUAUAAGCGAAGAUACAAGCUCCCAAAAAGCUGAAUUACCAGCUCAGGAUGCUUAUUGCUUAACAGAACAACAGCAAGAACAACGCCGGCAAUACGAAGAAGGUUUGCCAAUAGGUAUUGAAGACAAUAAAGAAGAGGAGGAUGAUGAUAUUUUACGGGACAUGGAUUGUAAUCCAGAAAACAUGGUCGGUUUUCAAGAUCAAGCGCAAUACAUUGAAGAGCAACCCCCGGCGCGUUUAAAGAGUGGUGAAAGUCCCUUGCCACCGCCUUCGUCUCCAACUGCUACGCUUGCUCCCGUUGCCAAUAAUAUGAAAAGGGAAAUUAUUAAUGCUGAUGGCAGCCGAGAUAUUUGGUAUCCCAAUGGUAAUGUAAAGAAAAUUUCCGCGGAUGGAAUGAUUACCCGCAUGCUGUAUUAUAACAAGGAUGUUAAGGAAACGAAUGUUAACGACGGAACUGUUAAAUAUUAUUAUGCCGAAACGAAUACAUGGCACACUACAUAUUUGGAUGGUUUGAAUAUAUUAGAAUUUCCUACUGGUCAAAUAGAACAUCGCCAUAAAAACGGUGUCAUUGAGAUACAUUAUCCAAAUAAUUCCGUGAAAAUUUUUAAUCCAAACGACGAGCAUAAAUUGGAAGAAUGGCGUUUUGGCGAUGGUACCAAUUUAGUGCAAAUGCGUAAUGGUGAUCGAAUAUUAAUGCUUCCCAAUGGCCAAAAGGAAAUACAUACCAAAAAUAAUAAGAGGCGUGAAUACCCCGAUGGCACAGUAAAAACUGUCUACAAGGAUGGAAGUCAAGAGACGCGUUAUUCUAAUGGACGUGUACGCCUGAAAGAUAAAGAUGGCAAUUUGGUUUUAGAUACCGAUAGCAAACCUUAACUAUAUCUGAUCUUCCACAUUUUUGCAAUAGUUUGUGAUUUUAGGAUUCUGAGAAGCGGAAAAAACUUUAAAUUAUCUCUUUUGGUAAAUUAUUUUAAUCUAAAUUUUUCUAUUUGUAUUAACAUUUUCUAUGGCUUUUAUAUUUUUUCGUUCUUUGUAUAAAAUGACCUGUAACUAUUGACGAGGAGAAAAAAAUUUGUAUAAAAUUUAGUUUAUUUCUUUCUAAAUUCUUAAAAAAAUAUAACGGUGACUUAUUCCAUGAACAA